This is a messenger RNA of Leptopilina boulardi, 1212 nucleotides long. RefSeq lists its product as uncharacterized. Bases 1 to 1212 code for a protein of 403 amino acids. The record is from RefSeq and is a predicted model, not a curated record. The transcript has a single exon. NCBI's taxonomy places the organism in Eukaryota, Metazoa, Arthropoda, Insecta, Hymenoptera, Figitidae.
AUGGAAAACGUUUUAAACAUUCACGCAGGAGUACAGUUUGAUGAGUCUGUUUCACAUUACGAGAUUCACGCUCAUCAACCAUACGCAUCCUCCUCAUCUUACAACAACAGCGAUGAAAUAAGAAUUGUCAUUCAACAUCAAGAUUUGUGUAUUCUACCCAGCAAAAGUACUUUACACAUAUCUGGACGUUUAACAAAAGCUGAUGGAGUUACGGCAACAGCAGCAACAUCUCUAGUUACCAACGCCAUCUGUUUUCUAUUUGAUGAUAUUCGCUAUGAGCUCAAUGCUAUAGAGAUUGAUCAUUGUAAAAAUGUUGGUCUCACAAGCACGAUGAAGGGAUAUGUAUCACUUACGUUGGGACAACGUAAUAUCAUAGAGAAUGCAGGCUGGAUCGAUACAACACUUGCAAAUAAUGAUGGAUAUUUUGAUGUCACAAUACCGCUAAGUUUGAUCUUAGGAUUUGCUGAAGAUUAUCGAAAAGUCAUUGUAAACGCAAAACAUGAACUCAUCAUGACGCGUGCACGUAGUGACAUCAAUGCAAUUAUUCAAGGACAAGACGUUGAACAAUUUAAGAUAACACUUUACAAGAUUGAGUGGAUGAUGCCAUAUAUAAUGGCUGCUGAUCGUCAUAAAAUACGUUUACUUCAAUCAAUUGAGAAAGAUUCAUUCAUUACAAUGAGUUUUAGAGCCUGGGAUUUGUAUGAAUAUCCUUUACUUCCCACCACCUCAAAACAUGUAUGGACAGUGAAAACGUCAACGCAACUUGAAAAACCGCGUUAUGUCUUGCUGAGUUUUCAAACUAGUAGAAAGGAUAAACUAAAGCGGUAUGCUAAUCGCUUUGACCACUGUGACAUUACAAAUGUCAAAUUAUUUUUAAAUUCUCAAUACUAUCCCUAUGGAAAUUUAAAUUUGGAUAUUGAACACAAUCAAUUUGCAUUGUUGUACGAGAUGUAUGCAAACUUCCAACGCAUUUACUAUGAUAAAGAGCCAGAACCUUUGUUAAAGAAAAUUGAUUUCAAGGAUGCUGUUCCAUUAAUAGUUAUCGAUUGUUCAAAGCAAAAUGAAUUUCUUAAGCAAGCUUCAGUAGAUGUGCGUUUGGAGUUUGAGUCAAGAAACAAUUUUCCUGCUGAAACUGCAGCCUACUGUCUAAUUAUACACGAUCGUAUUAUCCAAUACAAACCAAUCAGUGGAGAAGUUAAAAAACUUGUUUAA